GAUUAUAGAAACACAUGUGCGGUGAGAGAGUUGAAUAACAUUCAUAUUCCAGCUUUGUUUUAACACAAAAUAAAUUAUAUUACGUUUUUUAGUGUAUUUCAACCAGACAGUGCAUUGAUUUAAAACAAAAAAAAAACAAAAUGAGUUUACGUGCGUAUGGAGUACUUUUAAGGGCCCGCCAAAUGACACAGCUAUGCCGGCAAGCAAAUCGCGCAGCGACCUUCGCGUUAAGAUCGACUUUGCAGCAGUCGCUAUCACCGACUGUUUUACCACAGCGUCGCCUUGGUACCGUUGCCGAAGAAUCCUCGAAAACGGACAGGCAUGAGUUUCAAGCAGAGACAAGGCAAUUGUUGGACAUUGUCGCUCGAUCCCUGUACUCGGAUCAUGAAGUGUUUGUGCGCGAGUUGAUCUCAAAUGCAAGCGAUGCGUUGGAAAAAUUCCGUUAUACGGCCCUAAGUACAACAAAUGAAACGCAACUGGCUGCCAAGGAUCGUGCUCUGGAAAUACGCAUCACCACAGACAAGCCACAGAUGCAGCUCAUCAUCCAGGAUACAGGCAUAGGCAUGACACGUGAGGAACUGAUCAGCAAUUUAGGCACCAUUGCGCGCAGUGGUUCCAAACAGUUCCUAGAGGAGCUCAAGCAGCAACAACAAGCGGCUCAGACCAGCUCAAAUAUAAUUGGACAAUUCGGUGUGGGUUUCUACUCUGCCUUCAUAGUGGCUCAGCGUGUGGACGUUUAUACUCGAGCAGCUAGUCCCGAUGCGGUUGGCUUGCGCUGGUCUACAGAUGGCAGCGGCACCUAUACCAUUGAGGAAACAAAGGAUGUAGAGUACGGUACCAAGAUCGUUCUUCAUCUGAAGACCGACUGUCGUGAAUUUUCGGAUGAGGAUCGUAUUCGCACCGUGAUCAAGAAAUACAGCAACUUCGUGGGCUCACCCAUUCUGCUGAACGGUAAGCAGGCGAACGAGAUCAAGCCACUAUGGCUAAUGGACCCGCAAAGCAUUACCAAGGAGCAGCACCAAGACUUUUAUCGCUUUAUAAGCAACAGCUUUGAUUCGCCGCGUUUCACUCUACAUUACAAUGCAGAUGUUCCUCUGAGCAUCCAUGCGCUGCUCUACUUUCCAGAAGGCAAGCCCGGACUGUUCGAAAUGUCACGAGAUGGCACGACGGGCGUGGCUCUGUACACGCGCAAGGUGCUGAUACAGUCUAAAACGGAACACUUGCUGCCCAAGUGGCUACGGUUUAUCAAGGGCGUAGUCGACUCCGAGGACAUUCCCUUGAAUCUGAGUCGUGAAUUGCUACAAAACAAUAGUCUGAUACGCAAGCUGGCCAGUGUUAUCUCCAGUCGAGUCAUCCGUUUCCUACAGGAACGCGCUAAGAAACAGCCAGAAGAAUAUGAGGCCUUCUAUCGCGACUAUGGACUGUUCUUAAAGGAGGGCAUUGUUACGUCCACCGACAGCGCUGAAAAGGAGGAAAUUGCCAAGCUAUUGCGCUUCGAAUCUUCAAAGUCGGCCACUAGUCGGAUCUCACUGGAUGAUUACUACACCUCGGUUGGUCCUGAUCAGAAGGAAAUAUUUUAUCUGGCGGCCCCUAAUCGUGUCCUUGCCGAAUCGUCGCCCUACUACGAAAGUUUGAAGAAGCGAGAUGAGCUCGUGCUCUUCUGCUACGAGCCCUACGAUGAACUGGUGCUCAUGCAGCUGGGACAGUACAAGAAUAAAAAGCUGGUGUCCGUUGAGAAGGAGAUGCGUAAUCAGUCACGUGAUCCGGCUGCACUGCAAGACUUUGGCGAUGACAGUCUGGUGGGCACUGAGCUGAAUAGCCUUAUACCCUGGCUGCAGGAUCAGCUGAAGGGUCAGGUAGCCAAUGUGAAGACCACAACACGUUUGGAUACACAUCCCUGCGUCAUCACUGUUGAGGAAAUGGCCGCUGCGCGGCAUUUUAUACGCACUCAGAGCCAUCACCUUCCAGAAGAAAAUCGUUUUGCACUACUGCAGCCAGAGCUGGAGAUCAAUCCCAAACAUCCCAUCAUUAAGAAGUUAUUUAGCUUGCGUACCAAAGAACCGGAAUUGGCACAGCUGAUCACCAAGCAACUGUUUGCCAAUGCGAUGGUUGGCGCAGGUCUUGCGGAAGAUCCGCGCAUGUUACUCACUAAUAUGAACACUCUGUUAUCAAAAGCAUUAGAAAAAUACUAAAUCAGUUCUAAAAUACCUAAAUUUAAAAUAAAUAAAAAAUACCGU
This is a messenger RNA of Drosophila hydei, 2237 nucleotides long. It is a transcript of the gene Trap1, whose product is annotated as heat shock protein 75 kDa, mitochondrial. Gene Ontology annotation, cellular component: mitochondrial inner membrane. The coding region runs from base 141 to 2192 and encodes 683 amino acids. NCBI's taxonomy places the organism in Eukaryota, Metazoa, Arthropoda, Insecta, Diptera, Drosophilidae. Gene Ontology annotation, molecular function: ATP binding; ATP hydrolysis activity; protein kinase binding. The transcript has 3 exons. Gene Ontology annotation, biological process: protein folding. The record is from RefSeq and is a predicted model, not a curated record.